Galleria mellonella (greater wax moth) is the source of this 8419-nucleotide messenger RNA. It is a transcript of the gene norpA, whose product is annotated as 1-phosphatidylinositol 4,5-bisphosphate phosphodiesterase. Lineage: Eukaryota; Metazoa; Arthropoda; Insecta; Lepidoptera; Pyralidae. Gene Ontology annotation, molecular function: phosphatidylinositol-4,5-bisphosphate phospholipase C activity; calcium ion binding. The record is from RefSeq and is a predicted model, not a curated record. Gene Ontology annotation, biological process: lipid metabolic process; phosphatidylinositol-mediated signaling. The transcript has 22 exons. Bases 289 to 3516 code for a protein of 1075 amino acids.
ACAUCGGAUUUCCACUUUUCCCCCACAGUCCGCGACAACGCGCCGCACUGGCUGCGUCUUAUCGCGAAGCGCGCAAAAUAGAAACGCGCCCGCGUCCGCACAUUGCAAACACCCAUCAAUAAAAACUACCAACAAUAUACCGCUUUGGUAGAUAAAUAUAUCGCUCUUGUGGUUGACUUAUCGUGUACAGAACGGAUUCGCACUACCAUAAGAUUGCUGUGGAAGAUGGCUAGCUUCUAAGAAAUAGCGGGAAAAGUUUGCGGCGUAGACUAAUAUCAACCUUGCAGGAUGACGAAAAAGUUUGAAUUCAAUUGGCAGAUCCCCGUUCCAGAGCCCUUGUUACAGGGCGCAGUAUUUGACAGAUGGACAGAAGAGAAGGAUAACACCGAAUUAGAGCAGAAUUGUUUAUUCAAAGUAGACGAGUAUGGAUUUUUUAUCUACUGGAAGAGCGAAGGCCGGGACGGAGAUGUGAUAGAACUGUGCCAAGUCAGCGAUGUGAGGUCGGGAGGUGUGCCAUUAAAGGAGUCUAAAUUAAGCUCCAGCCUUCAGAACAAGCAUGGAGAGAGUUUAGAAGAUAAAUCCUUAACAAUAUGCAGUGGCACUGACUAUAUCAAUAUCAAUUAUCAGCACGUUGUAUGCCCAGAUGCUGCCACCGCUAAGGUGUGGUUGGAAGGCCUAAGGAAGAUUACACACAAUGUAAAAGCUAACAACGUUUGCCCCAUGACCUGUUUAAAGAAACAUUGGAUGCGACUCUGUUUCCUGACUGAUCCUCGAGGGAAGGUGCCCGUGAAAGUAGUAGCGAGAACAUUCGCCUCAGGCAAAACCGAGAAAUUAGUCUAUCAAUGUCUAUCCGAGCUUGGUCUACCGUCAGGAAAAAACGAUGUAAUGGAGAAAGAAGCGUUCACAUUUGACAAAUUUUACGCUUUAUACCAUAAGAUUUGUCCGAGAAAUGAUAUAGAAGAAUUGUUUAGAUCCAUCACUCAGGGUAAGUCAGAUCGAAUCAACCUGGACCAAUUUGUCAAUUUCUUAAAUGAAAAACAGAGAGACCCUCGAUUGAAUGAAAUCCUCUAUCCACUGUAUGACGAGAAGAGAGCCGCCGAGAUCAUUAACACAUACGAACAAAAUGAGGAGGCUAGAAAUGCAAAAUGCCUCACAAAAGACGGGUUGAUCCGAUAUCUCAUGUCUGACGAAAACGCCCCCGUGUUUCUGGACCGGCUCGAUAAUUACAUGGACAUGGAUCAACCUCUAGCUCACUAUUAUAUCAAUUCGUCGCAUAACACCUAUUUGUCAGGAAGACAAUUUGGUGGAAAGAGCUCAGUUGAAAUGUACCGACAAGUGUUAUUGGCUGGAUGUAGAUGCGUAGAACUCGACUGCUGGGACGGAAAAGGUGAAGAUGAAGAACCGAUCAUCACCCACGGAAUGGCCAUGUGUACUGAUAUUCUAUUUAAGGAUGUCAUAUACGCUCUACGUGAUACGGCAUUUGUAACAUCAGACUAUCCCGUAAUUUUGUCGUUCGAAAACCACUGUUGCAAGGCCCAACAGUACAAGCUGGCGAAGUACUGCGACGAGAUCCUUGGUGAUUUGUUGCUGAAGGAAUCACUCUCGGAGUAUCCGCUGGAACCAGGCGUUCCUCUUCCACCGCCGUCUGCUUUAAAACGAAAGAUUCUAAUUAAGAAUAAGCGACUGAAACCCGAAGUGGAGAAGCAAGAAUUAGAAUUAUUUCGUCAGGGCCAAUUCGUAAUAGAGGAAGAAGAGAAAGAAGAUGCAUCGGCUGUCGCUAUACCAGAUAAAAAGCCCGAAGAAAUAGUAGCGGAAGCGGCUGUAGCAGGCGACGAUGCCCCUCCUCCUGUGGCAUACACGGGCUCCACUACCAACGUACACCCAUGGUUAUCCUCCAUGGUCAACUACGCGCAACCUAUCAAGUUCCAGGGAUUCGAGGAAGCAGACAAGCGCAACAUUUACCACAACAUGUCCUCCUUCGCGGAAACAACCGGCAUGAACUAUCUAAAGACCCAAGCCAUAGACUUUGUAAACUACAACAAGCGGCAGAUGUCAAGAAUCUACCCGAAAGGAACGCGCGCUGACUCUUCCAAUUACAUGCCACAGGUUUUCUGGAACGCUGGCUGCCAAAUGGUAUCUCUCAACUUCCAAACGUCAGAUCUUCCAAUGCAACUCAACCAGGGCAAAUUUGAAUAUAACGGCAACUGCGGGUACCUGUUGAAGCCUGACUUCAUGAGGCGAGCUGACCGCAGUUUCGAUCCUUUCGCAGAUGCACCAGUGGACGGUGUAAUCGCUGCUCAAUGUUCUGUUCAGGUUAUAGCAGGGCAGUUCUUAUCAGAUAAAAAGAUUGGCACAUACGUAGAAGUGGACAUGUACGGGCUGCCCUCAGACACGAUCCGUAAGGAGUUCCGUACACGCAUGGUGCCUGCCAAUGGACUCAAUCCAGUAUAUAAUGAAGAGCCGUUUUUGUUCCGAAAGGUUGUAUUACCAGAUCUGGCUGUCCUCCGCUUUGGUGUGUAUGACGAGAACGGGAAACUAUUAGGACAGCGUAUCCUGCCGCUUGAUGGUCUACAGGCUGGUUACCGGCACAUCUCGCUCCGAACUGAAGCUAACUUCCCAAUGUCACUGCCUAUGCUGUUCUGUAAUAUUGAGCUCAAGAUCUACGUUCCUGAUGGCUUUGAAGACUUUAUGGCGGCGCUGUCUGACCCUCGCGCUUUCAUGGGCGCGGCUAAGGAACGAACAGACAAUAUGAAACAGAUGGGCAUCGAAGAAAGUGGACCGGAAAAGAAAGUGCAGAUUGAAGAGAAGAAAGAAGAGCCUCCUCUCGUUUUCGAGCCAAUUACAGUGGAAUCGCUCCGACAAGAUAAAGGCUUUGUCAAGAUCAGCCGUAAACAACAGAAGGAACAAGAAACGAUGAAGAAACGGCAAGCCAAAGAGAAGGUUGCCUUGCAGAAGCAACAGUGUACCGCACUUGAGAAAAUCAUCAAAGGCAAAAGCAAAGAUCAGUUGAGCAACGACGAAACGCUACGCAAGCUUGUCAAUGAGCAAUCAGCCGCUUGGAAAGAGCUCAUUACCAAACACCGCAUGGAGGAGUGGAGCACCGCCAGGAGCCGCCUGAACGAGCAGCGGGAACUCCUCAAGAAGAUGAUGGAGCAGACGCAGCAGGCGCAAUUGAAGCAGCUAGAAGGGAAACACGAAAGGGAAUUGAAGGAGAUGACUGCACGCCAAACAAAGAUCAGCAUAGAAACUAGCAAAGAAGUGGCCAAUGAUAAAACUUUGAAGACUAAACAAGAGAAAGAUAGACGAUUACGUGAGAAGAAACAAAAUAACACUAAGAAAUUUAUGGACGAGCGUAAGACUCAAACCAUCAAACAGAAUCGCGAGAAGGAAAAGCUGAAGGCCACCCAUGAAAAGCAAAUGGAUGAUUUAUCAAAGGAUAUAGACACUCUCAUCCAAAUGUACAAGAUGGAGGAAUCUGACUACGAUUCGAAUCAUAAACCAGAGUACUUUGCAUGAAAGUACCCUCAUAUAGCUCCGCUGUUGGAGCAAAUGACUUGAAAAGUGAAUGUUUAAGUGAUCUCUUCUAUAUUAAAAUUAACUAAAUUAUAAGUCACCAAAAUUCCUAUUUAAAACACAUACGUACACGUGAAAAGAUUAGAACUAAACGUUUUAUUUAUUGUCUAGUUAUGACUUGGGUCGAUUUUGUCACGAUCUUUAGGACUUACUUCCUUAAUUGAUGCUACCAUUACAUUAUUUAUCCAUUGGAUAUUGAAUAUAUGUGUCCCCCAUUGAAUGUCACAAGAAAUAACUACCUCGAUGUAUGUGAUGACUUUCUGCAACACACUUGAGGUCAUCGCUUACCUAGUAGGUAGUCACCCUAUACUGCGUUUGCUGAUACUGGGUCGCAAUCAACAUCGGUUGUCGAUUGUUUGAGCUACACAACUUAUUUUUUAUCAAAUAAUAAGAGGCAAUAACUGUUGCUUAUAUUUAGAGGCCACUUCAACUUCUCUAUUUAUUGUAUUUUCAUUACUUAACUAUAAAAACGAGUUGUAAUCAAUAUACAAAAAAGUGUCACGCAAAGCAUUCCCAGAAAUAAGUAGACUAGGAGAUGGUGACAAUGUUGAUACAUGCCAGUAAUAUAUAAGAUUUAUAUUAAUUUUACGUUUUGAUCAAAAAUUACUUGUGUUAAAAUAUUAUUUGUAUUUCAUCUGGAUCGAUAACAAUAUUAUGGCUAUUGAGCAAAUUAUAUUUAAUAUUCAUGGUAGCGGUUUGUUAGAACUAUUGUUUUAUAAAACCACAUGUAUUGCAAUUUAUCUGUUAAAAUAAGUACAUAGAUAGGUGUCUAUUACAUAUUAAAAAUUUUCAUAAAUUUCAUAGAUCGUGUUUAGUUAAAUAAAGUAACAAUCAUAGUAAUGCAGUCUAAGUAACUGUCUCUUCCCUAUAGCCUUGGUGUACUCUCCAUGGUAUACCUACGCUGAUACCAUGAAAAGUACCAUACAUAUGUCUGUGUAUAUAACCAUUCCAUUGUAUGGAAUAGAAACAUACACAGCUCUAAUAAAUAAGACCUUUAUAUACCUACUUUAAUAAUAAUGAAUUAAUAGAUAUAAUAUUGAAAUAUUAGAGCACCUAACUAUUGUGAACAAUCUUAAUUCAUAACAUGACAUCAGUGCCCGGUGUAGUGUAUGUCAAGUGAAACAAUUUUGCGGAGUAGAAAAAUUAAAGCGUGCCAAAAUAGAGAUCAAGUGCGGUAGAUGGUUAAAAAAAAUAUGAGCACUCCAACUAUCCCGUACGCACUGGUGUCACACAUUGUCAGAGUUGCCAGAUGCGAAUUUUUAUUUUAACCCGAAAAUGAAAUAUUUUUUCUACAAACCGAUACGAUUUCACCCAAUCAUAAAGUUAUAUCAUUUGUCAAUACGUUUUGCUAUAAACAUCGAUAAAAAUUACAUUUAGCCUAUCUUAUUCUCUCCUUCUCUUGACUCAUCCUCUAUUUUGGUAUCAUUAUUUGUGUACUUCUAUACCAACACCAAAACUGAUCAAAAAGUUACGCAAAUUUCUUCAAACUUAUUUCACUUUUCUCCAAGAAUUUAAUUUCUCCAAAAUUUCCAAACAGAAAAAUGUUUACUCAAAAUUGCAAAGAAAUACCAAAUCUGGCAACACUGCACAUUGGUCAAUUCUGAGGCGCCAUUUCUCUAAACCUAUCUCUAAAACUAAAAUUUCAUUUCGGUAUCCUACCGAAAUCUUUAGUAUGAGGACCAAUAUAAACUAAUUUUCCCAUAGAUCUAAGUCACAAUUAUUAUAAUUUUGGUUUAUAAUGGUCUAUGAAUCAGAAAUUUCACAAAUUAAAAUAUUAGAUUAAGAGAUAUAUUUAGAGAAAUGACGCUUCAGAAUCAGCCCCAAUAUUCAUUAGAUAACAUUUUUAAGGAAGGAAAAUAUUCAGGUGGCCCGAAGCGCCAACAUAAACACAUCGGGUCCUGCAUGCCACUGCGUGUGAUUAUUGUAUGUAUAAGUAUUUAUACGUGUACAUUAUCGUCUAUACAAUUUGUAAUACACCCUACAUUAUUAUAUUACAUUAACGAAAGAUUGGAACGAGAAAAUUAACGAGUAAAAAUCGUACUGAAAAGAAGUGAUUUUUCGGCCUUUUGGAAUUUAAAGUUUAGGUAAUAAUUACCUUAGAAUAGCAAAUAUAUUACGUUCUUGUUACGGGUAUAAUGUAAUUAUGAUCCAUUUAAUGAUCAAUAAAAUAUUAUAUUCAUUUUUAUUUUAAGGAAAAUUCGAUCUUUUUACUUAUUUAACAAUAAUUAUAAGUAACUAUAUAAAAUAUAUUAUUAUUAAUCACUUUAGUAGGUUAUAAUCUUUAUAUAUUAGUUAUAAAAGAAUAUACAUGUCUAACUUACUACUCUCUGGAAUAUACUGGUCAUUGAAAGAUAAGUUCUAUUGAAUUGUUCUUUCGUUCUAUCAAUUUCAAUAAUUGACACUUAUUUCAAACAUCUUUUACUUUUAAACUGUGUUAUUAUAAGAUACAAUAGGUGAAUAAAUUAUAAUUACUUAACCAUGACUCUGUAUCAUCCAUAUAUAGGCUCUAAGAAUUAUUUAGUAAUUAUGUUAAGCUAUAGUAUAUAAUCUUGCAAACAUAACCCGUGAGACUAAAGUAGUAACUUUACGUGAAUCACAUUGAUUAACAUCGGUUUAAUAACCUAAUAUUUUACUCACCAGUGUGUUUAGUAAAAUAUUAGGCCCUCAGUACGAGACGUUUAGUAAACUCUGUUGGGUAUACACAAUUAAUAAUUAAAUAUGAUUUACAUAAAGUGACUAUUUUAAGCCCACGGGGUGGAGGGAUGAGGAGGAAUAGUACACUAAAAAUAAAUACCUAAUUUUCUUUAGCUUAAUAGAUAAGUCUAUGAAGCCCGAUACAAUCUCCAUUCCUGUCUACUUAAGGUAGGUUUUUUAAUACCUUCUCAAAAAUGCCAAACCCUAAUUUAUUAAAACGUUACUCACAUUGCCAAAAUGAAUCUUCAGUUAAAUAUUAAAAUAUUUAGAUUUAUAAAGGUUGCAAUGAAAUAUUUACGAUAGUGAGUGAUCGUUUUUAUUAUCUCGAGUAAGUAUAAUAAAUAAAUUUAUUAUAAGGUUUGGCUACUAUCAUUCCUUAAAAAAUUCUACCCUCAUCUCUUGUUGUUAGUGGACCAAAAUUUAUUCAAUUUCAUUAUAAAAACUAACUACAAGCAUGUACGAUGCAUUAACUUAAUACUUAUCUAUUUAUAUAUUUUUAAAAAUUCAUCAAUAUUAAAAUCUAUUAUGCCAUCACCGAUUUGUUUGAUGUAAAUUCAAUAUUUUCGUUUACAGUAGAUUCUCAAUUAUACGAAUCAAAUAAAACCAGUGGCAUUCUAUGUUAUUAAAAAUCUGGAUAAUCGAUUUAAAAGUCAAAUCAAAAAAUACAUAAUUAAAUUUUAAAUAUUUUUUUUAUUAAGUAAAGGGUUUUACAUACGUCAUUUAGGCAAUACAAUAUAAAUAAAAUUAUGUGCUAUAGUGAUAAUGGGUUACAUAAUACCUGUUUACUUAAUUAAUAUGUAAUAUCAUUUCCGAAACGGUAAUUGGAGCCGUGAAGAUUAAGUCCGGAUUAUCAAAUAUUCGGAUAAUCGAGAUUCUACUGCAAUGUUAAUUGGAAGACUUGGUGUCAAUAUUUUAUUUUAAUAUAAAAUUACAUAUUGUACAGAAAUUGUUAUGGAUACAAUUAUUAUCAGCACUUUUACUAUAAUGAGUAGAUGUAGAUAUUAGUUUUAAUAGAAGCCUAAGUAAGUACCUUAAAGUUCAACAUUAUAAAGUCUAGUCAAUUUUAUUCAUAAUAUUAUUUUAUGACUUAGGUACAUACUACCUAAAUAUAAAGCUGUUGACCAAUGUCUAUGCAUUUUCAAUUUAAAAUAAUAAAUUAUUUUUUUUUUAAUUUAAUUCCGACAAUAGCUAUUUAUUCUAAAAAUUCUAAAACAUUACACCUUAUUUGUAAUUAUAGAUAAUCUAUUCCAAAUAUAUACAGAUAUAGUUUCAGUUCAUUUACAAUAUAUUGCCAGUAAAUAUAUUUGAGUACCUAGUGGCAUAAACUCCUUGUCACUUAUGAAUUCACUUAUAAAUAGUCUUGAAUUUAUACUGAAACAUAAACUAUUAUCAUAAUUAUUUAGAUUUUAAAAAUGAUAGUGAGAGUAAAUAAUAAGUGUUUCUUAAUAUUUAUAAUCGUGUUUUAGAAUUUACAUUUAUAAUUCAGAGAAUGUUAUGAUAAUAUUCAUAAAUGCACUUUAUUUACUUUGGAUAAUAAAAUUAUUCAUAUAUUAUGGUAAAAUUAUACAAAAGAUAAUUUCGUUAAUUGUUGUAUUGUAACUUAAUGAAAAAUACUGUAUUAGUUAGUUUUGGAAUUGUGAUACGAAAAAAUAUAUUAAAUUAUUUGGCCUAUUGGAUAUUCUUAUAUAAGAAAAUUUGAAUUAGAAUUUUGACAUAUUAUCUAUAGAUACAUAAUAUCAAAACAUAUACAAAAAUCAUCAGGACCCAAUUCUGAUGUAAAUAAAGUAUCAAGUUAAAAAUUUUAUUGUUUUCAGUAGCACUCUUAGCACUUAAUGUAUUGAUAUGGCACCAUUCUGAUGAAUGUAUUUGUGAUUUGUAUUUUGAAAAACAGUUAUUGCGUACAGUUUUCUCAACCAUUUAGAUAAUAUAAGGAUGUGGAAUGUAAAGCAUAUAUUCUAAACUCAUUAUAUUGGACAUAUAUUUUAGACACAUUGCUGUUUAUAAUCUAUGAAAUUUGGUGGCAAAAUAAGAUAACCAGUACUUAAUUACCAAAUUUCAUCAUUUUUAGGAACAUAGUGAAACACAAUAUUAUAUCCAAAGAUUUGUUUAUUGUUUAAAGUACAAUAACUAAAUUAUAACAUUUUAAAUACAA